AUGGAGGAUCAAACCUUCUUUCUCUUUCUCUUGCUAUCUUGUCUUUUCGCAUUCAUAUAUACCUUCACCAAUAUCCGACGACGCCACUCACGGCUUCCACCGGGACCAUAUCCUUUUCCAAUCAUCGGAAACCUCUUAAAAGUCGGCAACAACCCCCACCGCUCCCUCGCCAUACUCUCUAAACAAUAUGGUCCUUUGAUGUCACUUAAGCUUGGAAGCAAGACAACCAUAGUCCUUUCAUCACCUGAAAUCGCCAAAGAAUUCUUUCACACACAUGAUAUCUCAUUCUCUAGCCGAUCGGUUCCUGACACUGUCCGAGCAGCUGACCACCAUAAAUUUUCAAUGGUGUGGCUGCCAGCCGGAGAUCAAUGGAGAAAGUUAAGAAAAAUAACUAAGGAAUAUAUGUUCUCUGUGCAACAGCUAGAUGCAAGUGAACUCCUCAGGCAGGAGAAGGUUCAGGAAUUUCUCAACCAUGUCAAUCGAUGUUGUACAAAUGAAGAGGUUGUGAAUAUAGGUGCAGCUGCAUUUACCACGACUCUUAACAUUCUCUCCAACUUCAUGUUUUCUAGGGAUUUUGCUCAAUACGAUUCCAUGUCAUCACAAGAAUUCAAGGACGCGGUAUGCGGUUUGAUGAAACUUGGCGGAAAGCCGAAUCUACCUGACUUUUUUCCGAUACUUAAAUCAUUGGAUCUACAAGGGUUAAGACGAGAGGGAACUGUUUAUGCUAACAAGUUACUAAGUAUUUUUGAUAAGGUCAUCAAUGAAAGGUUGCAAAGUAGAUCGACUUCAUCUUCACAUAAUGGCGAUUCAACCACAAAGAAGGAUGUUUUAGACUUGCUCCUCAACCUGAACCAGAACGAUGAAUCAGAAUUUAGUCUAAAUGAUAUCAGACAUCUAUUUCUAGCAUUGUUUAUCGCGGGAACUGACACAACAUCCAUUACAUUGGAAUGGGUAAUGUCCGAGCUCAUUCGUAACCCAGAGAAAAUGGAAAUAGCACGAUUUGAGGUCAUGAAACACAUGCAAAACAACAAAAGGAGCAUACAAGAAUCUGACAUCUCUCAACUCACUUACCUACAAGCUGUGAUAAAAGAAACUCUUAGAUUGCAUCCACCGGGGCCCUUUCUUAUCCCUCACCAAGCCAUAAACGAUAUUGAAAUCAAAGGUUAUAUGGUGCCUAAAAAUGCACAAAUCUUGUGUAACAUUUGGGCAAUGGGUCAAGACCCAAACAUCUGGUUAGACCCACAAGUGUUUAGGCCAGAGAGGUUUUUGGACGUCGAGAUCGACUACAAAGGCCAUAAUUUCGAGCUCAUUCCAUUUGGUACAGGGAGGAGGAUUUGUCCGGGAUUAAAUCUUGCGAAUAGAAUGUUACAUGUAAUGUUGUCAUCUUUGAUUCACAAGUUUGAUUGGAAGGUUGUAGGGUACACAAGACCACAAGAUAUUGAUAUGGGGGAAAAGUUUGGGAUCACUUUGCAAAAAACUAUACCACUCAUGGCUAUCCCAGUGAAACGGUGA
This is a messenger RNA of Lactuca saligna, 1512 nucleotides long. The record is from the annotation of a GenBank genome assembly. NCBI's taxonomy places the organism in Eukaryota, Viridiplantae, Streptophyta, Magnoliopsida, Asterales, Asteraceae.